AUGGAGCAGCGCCUGGCAACUCUGCAGCAGGAGGCUGAGGCACUGAAGUCGCAGUUGGAUGGCCAGCGUAGGGUAAAAAGAAAGACUGUCCAGAUGGACCCUAUCAAGAAGUCCGCCAACAUCAAGAACAUCCGACGGGCGCGAAAUGAGGCCAGCGAAGUUGAACUUAAUACAGAUGAAUCUAGUGGCUCUGAAUUACCUAGUGAUUCAGAAAGCUGCAUUGUAGUUGGUGGGGUGCAGGAUUGA
Molecule: messenger RNA, 246 nt
Organism: Colletotrichum spaethianum
Lineage: Eukaryota; Fungi; Ascomycota; Sordariomycetes; Glomerellales; Glomerellaceae
Exons: 1
Coding region: 1-246 (81 amino acids)
Source: RefSeq, a predicted model, not a curated record